This is a messenger RNA of Racocetra fulgida, 465 nucleotides long. The record is from the annotation of a GenBank genome assembly. NCBI's taxonomy places the organism in Eukaryota, Fungi, Glomeromycota, Glomeromycetes, Diversisporales, Gigasporaceae.
AUCCAAACCUCCAUAUCUUCAAUCAAUACCACAAACAAUAACAAAUCUUCCAUCAACCCCAAUUCAAAUUUAACCACUUCGACGAAUAAUUCUGCAUUAAUAACAUCUACUGAUAAACUGCAUCAAUCAUCGACGGGCGUAACCUCUUCACGGGCAAAACAGUGCUUUCAAUGUGGUGAAAAAACUACCAAUCGUACCAAUACUAAUAAUAAUUCGGAUCAAUUACAGUCUUCUAAAUAUAACAUUCAAAAGUGUAUUAAAAGUGGAAACAAAGAUAACGAAGCCUUACAAAUGGCAAUAUUUGAGAAUGAAUAUUAUUGGAAUCAUUAUUUAGAAAAAAAACGUAAAUCACCUACUAGAUUAUGGGGAAACACAAAUAAUCCGGAGGGUAGAGUUGAAGUGUUAGAUGGUCUUAUACCAUUAAAUAAACGAGCUAGAUGGUUGAAUCGAUCGAAUGGUAUGUAG